Messenger RNA from Lasiosphaeria miniovina, 1038 nucleotides. Its product is annotated as DNA-directed RNA polymerase. Gene Ontology annotation, cellular component: RNA polymerase II, core complex. The transcript is spliced from 3 exons. Gene Ontology annotation, biological process: DNA-templated transcription. Gene Ontology annotation, molecular function: DNA binding; protein dimerization activity. The record is from RefSeq and is a predicted model, not a curated record. Bases 1 to 1038 code for a protein of 345 amino acids. NCBI's taxonomy places the organism in Eukaryota, Fungi, Ascomycota, Sordariomycetes, Sordariales, Lasiosphaeriaceae.
AUGGAUUACGGCACGACAAACCCAGACGAAGUGAUCAAGCAUGCGCGCAUUGAUAAGACCCCGACAGUCAAAAUUUCACACUCCGACGCGCUGCGAUGCAAGUUCGAGCUCAAGGACACGACCAUGGACUUUGCCAACACGCUGCGGCGCGUCAUGUUGGCCGAGAUUCCCACCAUCGCCAUCGACCUCGUGCAGAUUGAGGAGAACAGCUCCGUGCUCGCCGACGAGUUCAUCGCUCACCGCCUGGGUCUGAUCCCUCUGAACGCCGAGGGCGUCAAGAAGCUCAAGUCGUCGCGCGACUGCGACUGCGACGAGUACUGCGACCAAUGCAGCGUCACGCUGACGCUGCACGCCAAGUGUACCGGCGAAGAGAAUAUGCAAGUAGUGGCUCGCGACCUGGUGCCCGCCGGCGACCGCCUCAACGACCACAUCGGAACCCCCGUUAUUACCGACGCCGACGGUCAAGGCCCUCUCAUCCUGAAGCUGCGCCCCGGCCAGGAAAUCAAGCUCACGUGCAUCGCCAAGAAGGGCAUUGCCAAAGAGCAUGCCAAGUGGGCGCCUUCGGCCGCCAUAGGCUACGAGUAUGAUCCGCACAACAAGUUUCACCACUUGGACAUGUGGUACGAGGAGGACCCCAAGAAGGAGUGGCCGCCGAGCGACUACGCCACGUGGGAGGACCCCCCCGAUGAGACCCAGCCCUUCCAAUUCGACGCUGAGCCCACGACCUUCUACUUCAAUGUCGAGACUGCGGGCCCUCUAGCCCCAGAGACGAUCGCUACCGAGGCCAUGGAGGUUAUGAUGAUGAAGCUGGCCGGACUGGUCAAUGAGCUCACCGCCGGCGAGGGAGGCGGCGGUGCCAACGGGCUCCAAAGCCCCGGUUUUGGUGGCGGCGGCGGCGAUGGCUGGCAAGACGGCUACACGACGCCCAGCGGCUUCGGCGCAGGAGGCGGCGGCAACCAGAGCUCUUGGGGAGGUGGUGGAGGGGUUACCCCGUAUGGUACCACGCCAUACGGGGCCAGUGGCGUGCCAAGCUGGUGA